Balaenoptera ricei (Rice's whale) is the source of this 3293-nucleotide messenger RNA. RefSeq lists its product as uncharacterized. The coding region runs from base 692 to 2383 and encodes 563 amino acids. Lineage: Eukaryota; Metazoa; Chordata; Mammalia; Artiodactyla; Balaenopteridae. The transcript has 18 exons. The record is from RefSeq and is a predicted model, not a curated record.
ACAAGGACGGGAAAUGGAAAGUUGUGAGGCAUCCGGGGGUGGCCAUCCAUUCGUGUGCGGGGCCCUGUGGCGUCUGUCCUUGAUGAAUGGGGGCCGCCAAGAGACGGGCGAAUCCAUAGAGCACCCCGAGGGUGUCGCAGAGCUGUCGCUGCCAUUACUGUGGGGAAGAAGAAGCUAGACGGUGGAAGGGGUAGCCGUGACUGUGGGCUGGCUGCUGCUUUGGAGGCUGAGAAAGGCCACAGACACUGAGCAACUGCCCGAGGCUCAGGCUCGGGGCCUACAGCUGGGAUGCCAGGCUGGCCCAAACCAAAACUGCUGGAACGUUAAUGGCCAGAUUGAGGGAACAAGAUGGGAAGCAGACACUUAACCCGCCAUGCCGCGUGGCUGAAGGGAAGGCAGCUUCCCCGACAGGGAGUCCAGAUGGUUGGGGCCCGUCCAAAUGGGAACCCCAAGGCGUGGGACCCUAUAGAGAGCACUGAUGAAGAGGAAGAAGAUUGGGACGAGGUCAUGGAGCUCCCUGUCCCCCAGGCACAGAUGAAGAGCUCUUUUCUCCCCCAGAGCAGAGGCAGCUGACCAUCAGGAGGGAUGCCUCUCUCUCCCAUCAUAAUGGUGAUAUUCUGUUAACCUCAGGGUCUGUUUCCCGUUUCACAGUAGCAGCCCCCACGCUUGGAGCUCAUUUGACAGCAGACGGAUGGCUGGAGAAUGCAGACAGAAGGCAAAGACCUGGAUGACCUGUCAACUACUUGGGUGUUUUCUGGCCAGGAGCAGCAAAGGCGGCUGCCGAGUCCUGUCUGACGCCCACGGCGGGGUGUUGCUCCAGGAUGUUGCUUCGAACGUUAGCAGCCCCCACGCUUGGAGCUCAUUUGACAGCAGACGGAUGGCUGGAGAAUGCAGACAGAAGGCAAAGACCUGGAUGACCUGUCAACUACUUGGGUGUUUUCUGGCCAGGAGCAGCAAAGGCGGCUGCCGAGUCCUGUCUGACGCCCACGGCGGGGUGUUGCUCCAGGAUGUUGCUUCGAACGUUAGCAGCCCCCACGCUUGGAGCUCAUUUGACAGCAGACGGAUGGCUGGAGAAUGCAGACAGAAGGCAAAGACCUGGAUGACCUGUCAACUACUUGGGUGUUUUCUGGCCAGGAGCAGCAAAGGCGGCUGCCGAGUCCUGUCUGACGCCCACGGCGGGGUGUUGCUCCAGGAUGUUGCUUCGAACGUUAGCAGCCCCCACGCUUGGAGCUCAUUUGACAGCAGACGGAUGGCUGGAGAAUGCAGACAGAAGGCAAAGACCUGGAUGACCUGUCAACUACUUGGGUGUUUUCUGGCCAGGAGCAGCAAAGGCGGCUGCCGAGUCCUGUCUGACGCCCACGGCGGGGUGUUGCUCCAGGAUGUUGCUUCGAACGUUAGCAGCCCCCACGCUUGGAGCUCAUUUGACAGCAGACGGAUGGCUGGAGAAUGCAGACAGAAGGCAAAGACCUGGAUGACCUGUCAACUACUUGGGUGUUUUCUGGCCAGGAGCAGCAAAGGCGGCUGCCGAGUCCUGUCUGACGCCCACGGCGGGGUGUUGCUCCAGGAUGUUGCUUCGAACGUUAGCAGCCCCCACGCUUGGAGCUCAUUUGACAGCAGACGGAUGGCUGGAGAAUGCAGACAGAAGGCAAAGACCUGGAUGACCUGUCAACUACUUGGGUGUUUUCUGGCCAGGAGCAGCAAAGGCGGCUGCCGAGUCCUGUCUGACGCCCACGGCGGGGUGUUGCUCCAGGAUGUUGCUUCGAACGUUAGCAGCCCCCACGCUUGGAGCUCAUUUGACAGCAGACGGAUGGCUGGAGAAUGCAGACAGAAGGCAAAGACCUGGAUGACCUGUCAACUACUUGGGUGUUUUCUGGCCAGGAGCAGCAAAGGCGGCUGCCGAGUCCUGUUUGCUGCCCACGGCGGGGUGUUGCUCCAGGAUGUUGCUUCGAACGUUAGCAGCCCCCACGCUUGGAGCUCAUUUGACAGCAGACGGAUGGCUGGAGAAUGCAGACAGAAGGCAAAGACCUGGAUGACCUGUCAACUACUUGGGUGUUUUCUGGCCAGGAGCAGCAAAGGCGGCUGCCGAGUCCUGUCUGACGCCCACGGCGGGGUGUUGCUCCAGGAUGUUGCUUCGAACGUUAGCAGCCCCCACGCUUGGAGCUCAUUUGACAGCAGACGGAUGGCUGGAGAAUGCAGACAGAAGGCAAAGACCUGGAUGACCUGUCAACUACUUGGGUGUUUUCUGGCCAGCCUGAGCAGAGGGAAUCUGUCUGGGACCUGGACAACAAUGGUGGCCUCGCCACGCGUGAGUCUGACUGCUGGGUCUACAGCGAGAUGUGGUGGUCAUCCUCCUCUGGACUUCCAUGGAAAGUUGGCCCAAUAAGCGCCUGGCUCCAAAGUCUGCCCACCUCUUGGACUCUUGAUACUCCUUAGCAGCUGUUGCCUCUGUUGCAUUUGUGGUAUUUGGUUGCAGCGCCCUCUGCAUACAUGACCCCUGGGACAUGGCGGAAGAGGGUCGGACCAACAUUGUAAGGGUCAUAUAGGGUGUGUGGGGUGGAGCGUAUGGUCAGGCCGCUCAAGAUCGCUGUUCUCUUGCUCUCUGUACAUCCCCAGUUCGACCAGGCCCUGGUACACUCCCAUGACCAUCCAAUCCUCGUAAUUGUAGGGCUUAACUAGUCCCUAGUAACUGAUGAGCCCACCUGAAGUGAAUUCACCCUCUAACUGGUAGCCUCCUUCUCCCUUGGAGUAGCGAAAACUGCUGCCGUUUCCUACGUCGUAUCUUCCAUCCACAGUGGGGAGUCGCUGAAGGAUGUUGUUUAGGACACGUAAGAUCCCCUAUCAAACGAAUUGUCAUCUCUGUCGCUGCCUCUGGGCUCUUCGGUCUCGGGGCUGGGCUACUACAAGGCUCAACAGUCAUGUCUCCUCCAAGAGACCCUUUCGAAACACAGGGUGAUUCCGAGUAAGCACUUUGCCCGGCCCUGCCGGCCUUCCCCCCAAGGCCUCUGCUCUGUGCUCCCCGCCCUUCCAAGGCCCCAUCUGACGUCCUGUCUCCUCUUUUCCCGUAAGGCUGUUAGUGAGAAGUUCCCGUCUCCUGCCUCCCUCCAGUCUCUCCUCUACUUAGCCCAACCGGGAAGAGUGAGAAUCCUCCAGCUGAGAUUUUGUGGGUCUAGAAACGGGUGUGAACAGGUGACUCGGGAGACACGAAGUGGAGGAAAAGAGAAUCUUCCACAUGGAGGUGGUCAAGGGACAAAGGAGGGCCCCAGCUGUCCAUGUGCCAAUUACCAACACAUCCC